Messenger RNA from Scomber japonicus (chub mackerel), 1790 nucleotides. It is a transcript of the gene gdpd1, whose product is annotated as glycerophosphodiester phosphodiesterase domain containing 1. Gene Ontology annotation, molecular function: phosphoric diester hydrolase activity; phosphatidylcholine lysophospholipase A1 activity. The record is from RefSeq and is a predicted model, not a curated record. Bases 152 to 1105 code for a protein of 317 amino acids. NCBI's taxonomy places the organism in Eukaryota, Metazoa, Chordata, Actinopteri, Scombriformes, Scombridae. The transcript is spliced from 11 exons. Gene Ontology annotation, cellular component: endoplasmic reticulum membrane. Gene Ontology annotation, biological process: glycerophospholipid catabolic process; N-acylethanolamine metabolic process.
UUGGCGAAACUGACUGGAGAGAAGAAACCACUUCAUCACCUGAACUUCACACAACCGUAACGAGCUGUACAGACUCCUGGACGUUGACACAAACUAAGCUGAAAAACAAAGAAAACCAAAACAAUUUGUCGAUAAAGCACACUGACUGAAGAUGUGCGCCGCUGUGUAUGUCCUGUCCUCAGUGACGGGCUAUGUGCUCACCUCUGCCCUGCUGCUUAAAUGCCCCACUCUUCUGCACCGGAGGAGGAAAGAGCCUUUCCUUAGCAGGCACAUUUCUCAUCGUGGAGGAGCAGGUGAAAACCUGGAAAACACUAUGGCAGCUUUCAAGCAUGCUGUGGAUCUUGGCACAGACAUGCUGGAGUUGGACUGCCACCUGACGAAAGAUGAACAGGUUGUGGUUUCACAUGAUGCCAACCUGAAAAGGUCCACUGGCAUCAACGCCUACAUCUCCGACGUGGCCUAUGCUGAGCUCCCUCCAUACCUUUGCAAGCUGGGUGUAACCUUUCAGAGGGAAUGUUUCUGCGAGGGGGGAGAUGACAAACGCAUCCCUCUCCUCAGGGACAUCUUUGAUGCAUUUCCUAAUACCCCUGUCAACAUUGACAUCAAGGUCAACAAUAGCACACUCAUCAAGAAGGUCUCCGAGCUGGUCACCAAAUACAACCGAGAGCACCUGACUGUCUGGGGCAACGCCAACAACCAGAUUGUGAAGAGGUGUUACAAAGAGAACCCUCGUAUUCCAGUGUUGUUCAGCUUUCCCAGAGUAUUGCAGCUCCUAGGCCUCUUCUACACCGGUCUUCUCCCCUUUGUUCCCCUCAAGGAGCAGUUCCUGGAGAUCCCAAUGCCCUCUAUUAUUACCAAACUAAAGGAUCCUGACAGUUUAACUAAGAGUCAACGAUUGAUCACCUGGCUUGCAGACAGCUUGCUGAUGAGGAAAGCUCUGUUUGAACAUCUAACUGCUCGGGGAAUACAGGUGUACAUUUGGGUGCUGAAUGACGAGGAGGACUUCCAGAGGGCAUUUGACUUGGGAGCCACAGGAGUUAUGACAGAUUUUCCCACUAGGCUUAAAGACUUCAUGGACCGGAAUGGCAUUUCUAAGCCCCAAUGACCUGCCAAAAUCUACCUCACCCCCACCCCCUCCUCACCCCCCCAACUCAUACACAGACACACACACCCACCCACAGCAGUGAUUAUCCUUCAACCUGACUGACCUGCCAAAUAAGUCCCCCCACACGUCCACUUGUACUGCAUGCAUUCCAGCGAGGCCACUCGCACAGUGUGUUUUACAGUCAGUAGGGAUCACCGUCAAGUUCUGCAGUGAUUUAAGAAACCAGUUGUUGCACUGAUAGCACAAAUCCAUGUAUUUUAAAUGCUAAAAUACUUACAAUGCCCACAAACUGUACUUGCUAUAUGGUAUUAUCUCCUUUCAGUUGUUUUCUUUGUCCCCUUGUUGCACACACAGGCAUUGACAUACACAUACAGCAGUAUGAGAUUUAUAUUUGUAUUCUACAGUUAUUUAAACACAUGUUCCUUCUAAAGUGUAACUGUAACAUGGGACAAAAUGGUGACUGAAAAGUACAGUUUGCAAAUCUUGACUUCUAUGAAUGAGUGCUUUCAAGUUUGCAGUAUAACUGCAUAUUAUGCUAGCAUAAACACCAGCAGAUGCAGCUGUAAUAUUAAUUAACUUUUUUCAUAAAUUGAGACAGUUGUUAAAUUAUAGUUGUUACAUUUCUACAGACGCCACAUGCAGCCAAACAUUUUAUAUGUGUUAUAGUCAACAGGGUGCAGACACA